AUAACGCAGGAGGAUUAUGCCGCCAUCCUCGACAAAGUCCCGGAAGGUUUAUUCUACAGGUUCCCGCUGAGUGUAGUGAACGGAGUACCGCUAAUGAAACCCAUCGCGGAUCAAUGGGAAGGUGUCGAAAAAUUCCAAGCCAGACCAGACGAUCUCCUCAUAGCGACUUAUCCCAAGGCAGGCACUACAUGGAUGCAAGAGAUUGUGGACUCCAUAAUGAACAAUGGUGAAUUAGAGAAGAACAAGCGUGCUCCCACCCAUGUACGUUCUCCAUUUCUGGAGAUCUGCUCUCCACCACCCGUUCCUUCCGGCGUAGAAGUCUUGAACAAUACUCCAUCCCCCAGGCUGGUAAAAACCCAUCUGCCCUAUGAGUUGGUACCGAAAUCUUUUUGGGAACAUAAGUGUAAGACAAUAUACGUUGCUCGGAACGCGAAGGACAACGCAGUGUCGUACUAUUUCUUCGAUCUGAUGAAUAAAACUCAGCCUGACCCCGGGACCUGGGAUCAGUACGUGGAAAAGUUCCUAACGGGUGAAGUGGCCUGGGGAAACUGGUUUGACCACGUGAUUGGCUGGUGGAAUGCCAAGGACAAGCACAACAUCCUCUAUGUGUUCUAUGAAGAUAUGAAAGAGAACCCAAAACGAGAGAUCCAAAAGGUGAUGACAUUCUUAGGGAAGAACCUCUCAGAAGAAGUGUUGGAUACAAUUUGCCACCACACCACUUUCAAAGCCAUGAAGGAAAACCCAAUGGCAAAUUAUUCCACCGUUCCAAAUAUGCUGCUGGACCAGACUCUCUCGCCCUUCAUGAGGAAAGGUGAGGUUGCAGACUGGAUGAAUUAUUUCACCGAAUCCCAAAAUAAAAUGUUCGACGUGGAAUAUGAGAAGAGAAUGAAAGGCACAGACCUGAAAUUCCGCACCAACAUCUGA
Messenger RNA from Staurois parvus, 924 nucleotides. The record is from the annotation of a GenBank genome assembly. Lineage: Eukaryota; Metazoa; Chordata; Amphibia; Anura; Ranidae.